Ornithodoros turicata is the source of this 8917-nucleotide messenger RNA. It is a transcript of the gene C3G, whose product is annotated as rap guanine nucleotide exchange factor 1-like. The record is from RefSeq and is a predicted model, not a curated record. Gene Ontology annotation, cellular component: plasma membrane. Gene Ontology annotation, molecular function: guanyl-nucleotide exchange factor activity. Gene Ontology annotation, biological process: Ras protein signal transduction; positive regulation of GTPase activity. Lineage: Eukaryota; Metazoa; Arthropoda; Arachnida; Ixodida; Argasidae. The transcript has 21 exons. Bases 150 to 3266 code for a protein of 1038 amino acids.
CAAUAACCAUGUUUCCUCGGCUGUGGUGUUGGUGUGUGGGAUUAGGAGUGGAAGUUUUACAUCGAAAACAUGAUUUAUAAGCUUAAUUUGAAGUAACAAACGCUCCAUUUACCAUGUUAAAAUGUUUGUAAAACUCGGCGUGUCAAGCAAUGUCAAAGAAACUGGACAAGCAUGAGGUGGUCAGUCGUCACAAAGGGAGUAGGCUGGCAAGAAGGGCUCGCUCAUUUAAGGAAGACAUACUGGGGAAGAUCAAUCAAAUGCGGACUCCUGGGCGAGCCGCUUCCCCACACAAGACCAAGUCCAAGGAGUCUUCCCUGGAUGUGGACAGUCAAGGGGAAGCUGAGAGUCCCACUAAGGGCGACAAGCAAGUUGUCCGUGACAUGCGGCAGAUUUCCAAUGCAUUACGGUACUUCCAAGAUUCGGUGGAAAAGGAUACCCUUGGAAUGCUCCCAGGAUCUGCAAGCAUUGUCCUAGAAUAUGUUCUCCACCUGAUAUCACUCUUGAAAAAGGACUUCAUCAAUGACCAGAGCUCAGUGCUGAUGUCUACCACCACCAAGCUGUAUCAGAGCUUGGCCUGUUUCAUUAAGUGGGCAGAUGAUGUGAUGUUGUACAGAGAGCAAGCUACAGUCGAAGGCGUCAACCACAUUGUGCAAGACCUUCAGAACUCCAUACAGGAACUGGUGGAUAUUGGUCGUAAAAACAUUCAGAACAAAGAUCUGAGAGGGAAGAGCACAACACCGGUUUCCACAGCUAAUGGAAUAUAUAGCACCAAGAACGAUAGUCACAGGAACUCCCUGCCAGAUAUCCCCUUAACCCCACGCGAACGUCAGAUACUGGAGACUACGCGAAUAGCGCCUGAAAGUGGCAAUGGACCAUCUUCUGUUGGCCCUCUUUACCACUCUGCCUCGUCGGACAGCAUCCUGAGUUCCAGUACGCGUACUGAAUAUCCGCCUCCCAAGCCACCUUUACCCCUCUCAUGUCACAGCUCGAACUCAAACAAAGAUUGCCAAGCACCGCCAUUGCCACCAAAAAAGAAAAGUUCAGGGUUGAGCUCCACAUCGAACCUUCUGGACCCCACUUCCGUGGUUACUGCCAGUCUCUUUGACGACUGGCACCAAGGACCUCUGAGUGGGGCCAGCAGCUUAGAUUCGUGUCUGCACCACUCAGCGGAUGACCUACUGAACAUAUCAUCGCCCAGCGUAAACUUCCUUCCUUCCUUGGGCACCAUACAGCAGGUCAACUACCAGACCUACUCUUACAACAUGUGCACCACAAGCGUGAGUAGUCGAAGUGACAGUGUUGACCAGCUGCUCAGCCAUUCCUCAUCUUCGAGCCACAUUUCUGCAAUGCAAAAGGCAAACACAAAAGUAGCUGCUUCAAGCCAGCAGUCUUUUGAGAUCUGUGGGACGAGAGCAGUAUUGCGGUCACCAGAUGGGAAGCCUGCCCUUCCUGCAAAACAACGAUCAGUGUGGAACCGAACACCAUCUCAGUACGACAACGUCUCGGAUGCAGAGGAUGUUGUGGACAGCGCAGUCAGGUCAUUGGGUUCUUGGGCCGUGAACGAAACAGCCAAACUGUCCGAUGACAAUCCGAAUCAUGCUCCAUUCUGCCCACAUCACAGUUGUGUUCUUCCCCAACCUACGAGUGCCUUGUCUCCUUUAGAGGACAGUCGCCCACCACCUCUGCCUCCCAAGAAGAAAACCAUCAUGGAGUACAUACAGACAUUUGGAACGUCACAUCCUGCCGAGCAAGACUUCUUCAGCAGGAGAGUGCAGUACUCCUACCAUGCACAGUAUAACCAUGUGUCCUUCAGCAGUCUGGGACCUGAUGACUUCAGUCUCCACAUGCCUGCUCUGACUUUGCCAGAUACACUUGAACUUGGUUCUCCGCCAGCAUUACCGCCAAAGAAGAACAAAAGUGCCGUAGUCUGUCCACAGGACAGUAAUGCCUGCACACGGCAGUCAUGUUCGUCAUACGAAUCUGGAAGUGGGCCUGAGUUGCCACCUGCACUCAGAGCAAGCGAAGACUCGUUGCUUGAUGAAAGUGGGGAAAGCCUGAUUGAUCUUCAGGACGUCACUGAGCAUCUGAUCUUCAAUGAGAAUGCAAAGUCACGUGAUGUCAGAGGACUCAAAGGAGGGCCAGUAGAUGCCUUGAUCGUUUACGCUGCAAUGGUGCGAGAGAAUGUCGAGAAGGAAUACUACUACCAGGAAGCAUUCCUUACGACAUACAGGGUAUUUGUGUCCUCCAAGGCCCUCAUCAACAAGCUGAUCUACCGGUACAACAAGUUCAUCCAAUUUUCUGAUUCGAGGCAGAAGUAUGCUCGCUGGGCAUUUUCUUUGCUCGUCAGUGUUGUUGAUGACUUGGGGUUGAGUGACACGGACGAAGCGAUGCUGAAGUGUCUGACGGAGUUCACGCAUCAGCUGUUGAGCCGUGGGGAUCUGAGCUUGGCAAGGGCUCUGCGGGCCAAAGUGGUGGAGAAGUGUGAAGCGUGGCGACGCCGUAAGGAUGCCGGCCAGCCGCUCCUGCCGGACAUGCAUGUCACCACACAGCCGGCCACCCUCUUGGACUUCAAGUCGGAGCUUUUGGCAGAGCAGAUGACGUUGCUUGAUGCCGACCUCUUCCAGAAAAUUGAGAUAUCUGAAGUUCUGAUAUGGGCAAAGGAACAGAACGAAGAAUCAAGUCCAAACUUGACAAAGUUUACGGAGCAUUUCAACAAAAUGUCAUACUGGGCAAGAUCAUGUAUCCUAAAGCAGAGUGAUGCAAAAGACAGAGAACGUGUUGUGAUAAAGUUCAUCAAGAUCAUGAAACACUUGCGCAAGAUCAACAACUUCAAUUCGUACCUAGCCAUCCUGUCGGCAUUAGACUCUGCUCCUGUACGACGCUUGGAAUGGCAGAGAAACAUAACUGAGGGCUUGAAAGAGUACUGUGCGCUCAUCGACAGCUCCUCUUCUUUCCGGGCGUACAGGCAAGCUCUGGCAGAAACAACGCCACCUUGCAUACCUUACAUAGGACUAAUCCUUCAGGACUUGACCUUUGUACACGUUGGCAACACUGACUACAUCAGUGAUGCUAUCGUGAACUUUACCAAGUGCUGGCAGCAGUUUCAUAUUUUAGAGCCCAUGCGGUGCUUCAAGAAAAAACCGUUCUGCUUCAAGCGCCACGAACAGGUCAUUGACUUCUUCAACAACUUUGAAGAUUUCUUGUCCGAGGAUGCUAUGUGGGAAAUCUCGGAAAACAUCAAGCCACGAGGGUCGCAGAAGAAGUGAGAUUGCAGUUCAGUUCUACGUGCAAGUUGUGUAUCAUACCUGGCACAUAGUGUGCCGUACUGUACGUUGCAUUCUCAUUCCUAGUGGCUCUAUAGCGUGGAAAGUUGUGUGGUUAGCAGGUACGUAUGUGCAGAAGGACUGCACAUGUUCAAAUGGCUACAUAUUUUUAAAAUAAGAGUCACAGCAAAGCACCAUGUGCUUAUGUGAUGGAAGGAAAUGCUGUCACUGGGUUGUCAUGGAAGCUCUGUCUUAAGAUAAUAGUGCUACAAAUUGUAGUGCUACAAUAAGCUUGGGCCUGUUGUUUCAGCCUCUGCAAUGGACGUUAUGAAUAGUGCUAAUAAUUCCUGAUUUUUUUUGUUUCAUUUUAUUUAAAGCAUUUAUAAUGAGUGAUAAUAGGAUACAUAUUAUAAGAGCUGUGUGAUCUGUUUUAGGCACCUGUUCUGACUUUGCCACUAUAAAUAGGGGCACAUUCAUAAUUCACAAGAUGGCAAAAUAUAGGAACCAGUUUAAAACACUGCAUCUGCUAUCAUGUUAACAUUGAAGUGAACUCAUAGUAUAUCACUCCCUUUGUCAAGUUCCUGCAAACAGUGCUUGCAAGACGAGACUUUGGUAAUAUUCUGACCAAUUGCAAUUUUAUGAACAAAAUAGUAUACACAAAGAAAUAUGUGCUUGAGUCAGCAGAGUGACUGUGUCACAUUUCAGGGUCACUGCAUUGGAGAGGUGGUUAUGGGUACAGAUUUUUAUUUUUCAGUGCUUGCGUGCAUUGGUGGUCAUAACGAGUAAGGGCUUGGUAGAACCGCCAGAAUUCAAGCACAAGGCAUCGGUGCAUACCCUUGCACUGAUGUGUGCAAUUUUAGUAGUAGUUUACAUAUAUUCUCUGUCUGUAUUAACAGUGUGAUGUAGAGCUGUUUUGUUAACUUAUUGGUGUUUUGUAGAUAUUGACUCGCAGUGCUGCGUCCUGCUCUUCUAUUGUUCAAACAUAUACCUGCAUCUACAGGGCGUGGCCAGAAAAAUAGGUGCUGCAAAACAUGCCACAAACCAGUAUAAGGUGAAAUGCUGCAGCUUCUAAUCCGGUGUGUGGAUAUGAGUAUCUGUAUAUGAUGUAUAACAAGCUUUAUAAGCAUAAUAGUUGUGCUCCGUACCCUGAAUUUGCACAAAUGACGUACUGGUACUUAAACAGGAACUGCUUAUGUGGAAGCUGAAGAGUAACGCUUCAAAAUCACGUUACUGGCAUACAGCAUUUUAAUGAGUUGGGUAAAUUAGCAGCAUAUGUGUACAAAAUUAAUAAUGGAUAUGAGGUAGUUUAUACACUGCCUAAGGCCCUUUAUCUUGCAGCACAGCCUGUAUAUCAAAGUACUAGGUAUUUAUUACUAGCAGCUUAGUUUUGGAGACAUACAUCUGCCCUUUUCUUUUUCAUUAUUUUUUAUGGCGUGUGUAUCUGAGCUCAAGAGUGGUGAAUGGGCUUUCAGGUGUGUUGUGCUGAGUAGGGUGACUAGUGCAAGGGAGCAAGACAUUUUAUUGGUAGGAAUGUUUUAUGUGGUUCUGCAGAUGCACUGUUAUCUUUCUUCAUUUUUGUUUCAUCAUCCACACAUGAUAGUCAACAUUUCUCAUUGUUGUGUAACUAGGUAACAAAUUUUUUUUAUCUGCCCAAUGUAUUUUACUAGCUUUUAGGCAUUUUUAUAGUUUAGCUAUACAGAUGCUCUGGAAACUGUGGCAUAGCAAAUAAGCUUGCAUGUGCAGGCUGUCAUAUUCAGUGACAAAACUUUUGGCUUGGCAGUGGGUUUUGUUUGACCAUUAUUUUAUUGUCUCUCGUCCAAAAGCAAAAAUCACGUGAAACACAACAGCAAACUGAAAUUACAAUGCUCAUGCGAAGUUUAUUUACCAUUAAGUGUUUCCAACUUCAUGAAGCUGGGCGAUUGCAUUGCUGUGGCUUCUAACAAUUUUGUAAUAACAGGAAUAGGCUUGAAGGGCUUCUACGCUUUGAACACACGUGUGGUCACAAAUCUUCACUUUACAUGCCAUUGAAGAUCAAAGAACAAUUAGAAGCUAUUUCAAUAUUAUUUGCAGCAUAAAUCAUACAUUCUCCCCAGAGGCUGAUACAUCUUCAUUUGUUGUUUUGCAUAGUACUGAUCACUUCCUUAGCAGGACGUUUGGACGUACAUUUUUGAACCCAAUUAUUCUUGUGACCGGAAAUUAUUUAAAGCAGUUGUAUGUUUCGUAAUUCUCAACUUUCAGAGCCCAUCGUCCUUUUCCAUUUCUGCCAUUUUGUUAAUACAUAAUUGUUGUUCUCAUCAGCCCUCAUGUAGAAUGAGUAUGGAACUUUAUUCACAAAUGCAGACAGGCAUGUACCAUUCACUUAUCAUUCGGGGUGCUACAAGAACUGGACUCAUUGAAUUCUGGCAGUCUCCACAUAAAGCAUACCAUCACCUUUGUUGUCAUCAGCCCUCAUAGAAUGAGUAUGAAACAUGUUUUCUUCGCAAAUGUAGGCAGGCAUGUAUAUGCUCUUGUGAUCGGAAAGAGUACAGGAAUUAGACUUGUCCAAUUAUGGCAAUCUCAACAUGUCAUGGGUCAUGGCAAGUGCUUAUUUAGUUCUGAUGAUCUCAAAGCAGGUGCUUGCUUCAGCUGUUGGAUGUGAAACGAGGCACAACAAAUCAUAUAUUAGAUUGAGAAUCGGGUGUCAUGGUGCUUUCUGUGCCUAAGGCUGAUAGAUUACCUCUGGACUUCAGAUUAUAAACUGAGCUCAUUUUAUGAUAUCCUAAAUGUGAUACUAAAAAAUUGGGUACUUCGGUUCCUCUAGCAUUGGAAAAGACAUGAUGUUCUCAACUUUUUGUGCUUUGAUUAUAUACAAUAGUAGUGCUUUUGAUAAAGAUAGAGACAUAAGUAUGACAUGUUUAGAUGAAGGAAUAAGUGUAAUGAUGUAUUGUAUAAUACGUACGUGUUAAGACGUAUGUGUUAAAUUACGUACAUGUCUGUGUUCUCUUCGGUUCAUCGAGUUCAAACGAAACAGUGUGGUGCCUGAAAAUAGGAAAUAAUUUGCCUUUUAAGCCCAUCGCGUCCACAUGUUACUCUAGCGGAAGCAAAAUACAAGCCUUAUUUUCUGAGACAUUGAGAUGGGUAACGGCUAAGUGCUGGCUUGGCAGUGGUCACACACAGGUGCUUGAGGUCAUAAAGCUGAAUCUACCUCGAUGGUGUUUCAGCAGCCCAUUAUCAACACUAUCAACAUUAUCAAGCUGGGGGGCGUGCAUUGUAUUCAUUACUUUUCAUUUUCACACCACAUUUUGUUUUUGUGUGGACAGCAUCAAGCUGUAGCACCAUACAGCUCAGGGGAUCAUAACGAAAUACUAUAAUGGUGCUCAUCUGCCAUUAUGACGCGUCCUUCUGAAAGCGACUCUAAGCAUGCCCUGUGAUGUACACUACCCCUUUUUGUUUCGAGCUCACUUGUUCUGUAGCAUUAGCACAUAUUGGGGUUGCAUUUAUGUGUUAUAGUAUUUGUUGAGACAAUGUAGAGCAGCUGUAGCAGGUGCUAAGAUGUGUUCAGGUAACGUAAUCGCAAUAGAGACUACAGUUUUAUUAGCGGGUACACUUGUUCUAGGUUGACACACCAUAUCUAGAUUUACAUUGUAGCAUUUAUUAGUCGUAUAACAUUUCAUUGUGAAGGUUGAGUGGAUUUGAUGUGUGCAUUCUGACCAAGCAACAUGGGUUAUUAUAAUUACUUUGGAGAACAGAUUUGAAAGAGCGCUGGAGUGGUGUGAGACUUUUGCAACUGUGGUACAUGCAAGCUCGUGCUAAACCUGUGGUCGUGGAGAGUGUUCGUGGCAGCGCUAGAGCUCUAGGGAUGCUUCAUUGCAGAAAAUGUGUUUAGUUUCAUUGGUUCAAGCCAUUGCUCGGACUCCAAAUAAUUGUAAUUGUUUCAACUAUUUUAUGCAAAAAAAUUGCAUUGGCAGGGCAUUAAGUGUAAUGAAGACAUGACAUGUGACACAUUAAAUUAUCACUGUUUGGACUAGCACAUGCGGUACAUGUACAGAGUGGGCACAUGGUGUGCCACUGAUCAUGACAAAUUCAAGCACAGGAUGAGUUCUACAUAUCAAGCACUUGCACAUACAAAAAUACUCUUGCAGUCUUGUCUACUGCAGGCAUACUGCUCUCCCUAUCAUGGGCUAAUGUCGCACCUAUUUUGGCACAAAGCAUACACCAGAUAUUUGGGGUUUCCACGUGCAUAUUGAAAUUUCCCUGGAUUCUCCAUUGGCCUGCAGAUUUUCACAUUCACUGAUUCAAUUGCCAGUGUCACUCGGAAACCAGGAAUUCUCUUUCAUUUUUGAGACGCGUGUGGUGAGCUCAGUGGAGCAGGUACGUGGCAUUGAGAAUUUCUGAAAGCCAAGCAGGUUAUCAGGAGUAACAAAGCCCUACCUGAUCCAUAUUUUGUGUCGGCAGUUGCAUCGACCGCACCGAUCUUUGGAUGAUGCUGUCCGACGGGCAUUCUUCGGUGCUUGAUACAAUUUCUCUAGGAUAGUUUUCCUUGCGUGGAAAUGUGAGAUGGUCACCGUGCAUUCUGCCACGACAAAAAUCUAAGGCUGACUGCUCCUUGAAGAACACCAAUUGGUACAGUGAAACAGCGGGAGUGUCCACAGAUUCAAGCUGUUCUGUCUAUUUCUAGAGCCUGAAGUUUUCGGGUUUUAACCCGAUUCUUUCCCGAAUUGAAGGUUGCCUCUUUAGGGUGAAACCCAAUUUUUACCCGGCAAAUUGCCCUCACUGAGACGUCCGUAGGAAUGCACACUUACUUGUUUGGCAGCAAAUGCAGUUACAUCACUGUUUGUACCAAACCAGUACAGUUAGUUUGAGUAAUUGAGCCAGAUUUCUCCCUGAAUUUAGCAUACUGGAAGUUUUUCCACCCAAUUUAGAGCACAUGUUUAUUUACCCGAUUUUUACCCCCCCCCCCCCCCCCCCCCCCCGAAUUUAGAAAAAAAAUAUUUCCCGAAAACUUCAGGCUCUAUUUCCUGCUAAUAUCAAGUACUUGAAAUGUCAGUUGACACACAUGCAUAAAUUAGUGAGUGCUCAUCAAAAUUAAGUUCCAGUGGAAUCUGCUAUGACCCAACCUUGCAGAACCUACAAACCACUCACAGCACAGCUUUUAUUUUUUUUAGCCAUGUAAUGCCGACCAGUUAUUUGCUCUGUGUGGCCAAUAUUCCGGGAGUUGUCCGGCUGUCCGAUGUGUGCCGUAAGUCAUCAUUCACGUCUGCUUACAUGGAAUGUACAUUUUCAUUUAAUACUCAUAAGGUGUGAACAAAUAUUGAGUGCCGUGCCAUGCCUUCCCCAGGUUUUCGUUUCAGUGAACAUGUGUAAUGAAACAUUUUUUUUUUGAGAGCCAUAAAUUUCUAGUAUGUCUCGAUGUAUUAUAAGGGUGGUAUCAAAGUCCAGAGCACGAGUGCCAGUGUGUCACAAGAAGAGGCAAUGCUUCAAUGCAUUUUAAAGGAAGGGUUUCGGGUGACGAUAGCUGUAAUGUUACGUGGCACAAGAUUUAUGCGAGAUGUAUGAAGGAGUUGCCUAUUUGUGUACUCAUUGUCCUGCUUCCGUUCCAAUCCUGCCAGCUUCAGUUGUGUCUGUAUCUGCUUCGAGAGUUUCUCAAAUAAAUUUUUAUACUGUAAAUAACACGA